AUGAUUUGGAAAUGGUUGAUUCAAGAUGAAGUUAGAAGAUUCGUUCAUAUGGUUCUCUUGGUGUACAAGUUACGAAUUUGCAAAGAGUUACAAGUCAUGACAUCAUUCAAGGUUAUUCGUUUAGUUUUGUUCAUCAAAACUUAUCAAGAUCCAAGGGAUUCAUCUUUGAGACUAAGUUCAUUUGCUUCGGCUUCUUCGUGGAAUUCAUAUCCUGAUCCUCAUUUGGGUUACGGUCAGGGUGGUUAUCCAUAUAGCUAUGAUGCACAACAACCUUCUUAUCAACCGUAUUAUGAUACCCGGCCUCCUCCUCCUCCACAAAAUUAUGACCAUGAGCCUCAUACUAGUGGUAGAGUGCCCCGUCAAGACGAUAAGAGAAAGUUAGAGAGGAAAUACUCAAGGAUUGCUGAUAGUUACAACUCCAUAGAUGAGGAAUACAUUCAUUUAACAUAA
Messenger RNA from Vicia faba (fava bean), 450 nucleotides. The record is from the annotation of a GenBank genome assembly. NCBI's taxonomy places the organism in Eukaryota, Viridiplantae, Streptophyta, Magnoliopsida, Fabales, Fabaceae.